AUGAAAUACUCAUAUUUUCCGCUUCAACGUAAUCUAAAUCAACAUCCACAUAUUUCCAAACAUGCAUUUCUCGAUACAUCUCUGGAAUUUAUAUCAUACAAGAGCAACAAUGACAAUAAUGCAUUGAUGAUUGGUGAUUCUCGACUUGUUCCAGGAUCUUUCUCAUUCAACGACAAUGAAGAUGAGGUAUUAAGUGUAUCGGACUUCUCUUUUUCAUUCCAUUAUGAUACGAGCAUGAAUCAACUUUCAUGUACAAUCAAUGCCUCACUCGAUUUGUUCAAUCUCGAGACAAUUGAUAAGAUAUCUCAGCGAUUUCAUUCAAUAUUACAUCAGUUCUUUAUAUCUGUUGAUGAUCAAAUGAAUAGACCUAUCUAUGAACUAUCAUUAAGAUUAUCAAAUGAACAAUAUCUAAUGCAAUCGAUGAAUAAUACACAAAUAUCAUUUUCAUCUUCUCUCACUUGUAUUCAUCAUGAGUUUGUAUAUCAAGUCAUGAAACAUCCACAAAAACUAGCUGUUGAACUAGAUGAACAAUCAUUAACAUAUUGUGAACUUCUAUACUAUGUUCAAGUCGUAUCUUUAACUCUUCUUAAUGAAUAUCAUGUAUUUCCAAGUGAGAUCGUAUGUCAAUGUGUUGAGCGAAGUUUGUCAAUGGUGAUUGGUAUUAUGGGAAUCGAAAUGGCUGGUGGUGUUUAUUGUCCGUUAUCACCGCGGGACCCACAACAUCGUUUGCAUGCACUCAUGCAACAAACAGGAAGUCGUCUUGUUCUUGUUCAUUAUUUAACUACAACGAAGUUCGAUGAUGAUAUUGUUUCACUUGAUAUUGAUUCAAUAUUAAAUAUUUAUGACAUGAAUCAUAAUUGUCUUCCAAAUGUGGUAGUGAAAAGCGAAGAGAUAGCAUACACUAUUUUCACUAGUGGUUCCACUGGAACACCUAAAGCGGUUCAAGUUCGACAUCAGAACUUUAUUGAUUGCAUCAAUUCCUUGGCUUAUAUUAACUCAUUUAAUAAAGAUGAUACAGUUGUACAAAUGACACGAUGCUCAUUUGAUAUUCAUGUUCAAGAGAUACUUGGUACAUUGUUGAUUGGAGGCACAUUGAUUAUGCUUCGUCCAGGUGGAACUAUUGAUUUUGAUUAUUUAUCUAAAGUGUUACAGAACAAACAAAUCACAUAUCUACAUACUGUACCAAGUUUACUACACAGUUUUUUCAUUUUUAUUGUGCAGAACCAGGGCAUAAAUGCCGUGAGACAUCUCCGAUCACUUUGCAGCAGCGGUGAACCUUUUUCUGUUCCUCUAAUUGAUUUAAUUGUGAAAAACGGUAUAACAAACUGUAUUGUAUGGAAUUUGUAUGGUCCAGCUGAAGCAACCAUAGGUUCUACAAUCCAUUGUGUGAAUGUUACAAAUGAUACACAGAGCAUUCCAAUGGGCAGACCAUUUUAUAAUUAUCGAUGUAUGAUUGUGAAUGAAUAUUUACAAUCAUCUGCCACCAGUCAGCAAGGUGAAUUCUUUGCAGGAGGAGCAGGUGUCUUUGCUGGUUAUCUUGCACGUGAUGAUUUAACUGCAAGAGCUCUUAUCGAAAUAGAUGGUCAACUGUUUUAUCGAACAGGUGAUCUUGUGAGAAUGGAUAACAAUGGUCUUCUUCAUUAUCAAGGAAGAAAAGAUCAUCAAAUCAAACUACAUGGACAAAGAAUUGAACUUGGUGAAAUCGAACGAUGUUUACUUAGCAUUACAUCCAUCUCUGCUUGUGUUGUCAUGAAAUGGAAUGAUGAUUAUUUAGUUGCUUAUGUUCAAUCAUCUCAUAUCAAUGAGGAACAAAUACGCCAAUAUUGUCAAUCUCAUCUUCCACCACAUAUGAUUCCAUCAAUAUUUAUUAUUCUUGAUAAACUACCUUUGAAUGCAAAUGGAAAAAUAGAUCGAAAGCUUCUUCCGCCACCUCACUUCUCAUCAACACAUCUCACAAACAGUAUAGAACUAUUACUACCAACAAAUGAUAUUGAA
Messenger RNA from Adineta steineri, 1995 nucleotides. The record is from the annotation of a GenBank genome assembly. NCBI's taxonomy places the organism in Eukaryota, Metazoa, Rotifera, Eurotatoria, Adinetida, Adinetidae.